AUCAGGAGAGGGAAAAAUUAUGGCGCAAAUUCCCAAUUUAGACAAUGCUCCCAUUAAUCUCACUGCAAUUAGAGAUCAGUCUCAGAAAGAACUUCUUACUAUCCUGAAAAAUAUUCGAGGAAAGAAAUGUUUAGCUAUCGAUCCCAAGCUUGGUGGUUCGCUUUCAUUGAUCGUCCAGAGCUCACUACUCAAGGAACAUGGGGCUGAAUUGCGUCAUCUUACUGCAGAACCAAUUCAAACUGAUUGCACCAAGGUCGUUUACCUGGUCCACAGCCAACUUGACUUGAUGAAAUUAAUUUCCUCACAAAUUCGUGAUGAUACUUCAAAGGGUCUUCAAAGAGAGUAUUUUGUUUACUUUGUUCCUCGUCGUACUGUUGUGUGUGAGAAAAUACUAGAGGAGGAGAAAGUUUAUGACUUGUUGACUAUAGGUGAGUACCCAUUGUAUCUAAUGCCAAUAGAUGAGGAUGUAAUAUCGUUUGAGCUCGACCUUGCUUAUAAAGAUCAUUUGGCGGAUGGAGACACGACCUCUCUCUGGCACAUUGCAAAGGCUCUCCACAAACUAGAGUCUACUUUUGGAGUGAUACCAAAUAUUAGGGCCAAAGGGAAAGCAUCUGCACGUGUUGCAGACAUUUUGAAUCGCAUGCAAAUUGAAGAACCUGUUAACGCAUCAGAUGCUGGCAUGCCAGAAAUCAAUACUCUGAUCCUCCUAGACAGAGAGGUAGACAUGAUCACUCCUUUGUGUUCUCAGUUAACAUACGAGGGGCUGCUGGAUGAGUUUCUUGGUGUCAAUAAUGGUGCAGUGGAAGUAGACUCAUCUAUUAUGGGUGUUCAGCAAGAAGGAAAAAAAAUGAAGGUUCCCCUUAAUUCAACUGACAAACUGUUCAAAGAGAUACGGGACUUAAACUUCGAAUUUGUUGUCCAGGUUCUACGUCAAAAAGCAACAUCCAUGAAACAGGACUACACAGAGAUGACAACUACUAAUCAAACAGUAUCUGAAUUGAAGGACUUUGUGAAAAAGCUGAACUCGUUGCCUGAAAUUACUCGGCACAUAAAUCUUGCUCAGCACUUGUCAACUUUUACAUCAAAACCUUCAUUUCUUGGGCGUCUUGAUAUGGAACAUACAAUUGUUGAGGCUGAGAGCUAUGACAUAUGCUUCGAGUACAUUGAAGAGAUGAUCCACAAGCAGGAGCCUCUAGUUAAUGUUCUGCGUCUCCUGAUCUUGUUUUCAAUAACAAAUUCAGGACUGCCCAAAAGGAAUUUUGACUAUUUGAGGAGAGAGUUGCUUCACAGCUAUGGUUUUGAGCACAUGGCAACUCUGAAUAAUUUGGAAAAAGCUGGUUUGUUCAGGAAGCAGGAGACAAAAGGCAACUGGAUUACGAUCAAACGCGCUUUGCAUCUUGUGGUUGAGGAUACUGAUACAGCUAAUCCCAAUGAUAUCUCCUAUGUCUUCUCUGGAUAUGCACCUCUCAGUAUUCGCCUUGUUCAGCAUGCAAUCCGAUCUGGAUGGCGCCCUCUUGAAGAUGUACUGAAGUUACUGCCAGGACCACAUACAGAAACCAAGAGAAGUGGAUAUGUUGGCGGUUCAUAUGACAAUCUUUCCAGUUCUGUGCUCAACUUAGCCAAAGUUGGAGAUGGAAGGCGCUCUUUGGUCCUUGUUGUUUUCGUUGGAGGGGUUACGUUUGCAGAAAUCGCUGCUCUUCGUUUCCUCAGCUCUCAGGAGGGAAUGGCAUAUGACUUAAUAAUAGGAACCACGAAGAUCAUCAAUGGUCAAACGUUAAUUGAACCAUUUGUUGAGAAAUUGGGAUAACUUUUAAAGAUCCUUUUGGACAGUUAGUGAGCUGCAGAAGAGGAAGGAGGCUGCUCCUUGCUUGUCACGCGGAAGAUCAUAGCCAGCUUGCUUCCUUUUGAUUGUUAAGCAGAUGUUUGACUUGUAUGCGAGGUGUCCGUUUUGACAAUGGAUCGUAAAUGGGUUUGUACAGAAAGAAAUGAAUUCUAGCCCUUUUUAGGAAUGCUUGCCAGGUGGUUUGCACUUCAGGAGUAUGGUGCCAAAUUUGGAGUCAUUUCAUUCACCACCUCAUCUGGCGGCCUGUCUGUAUUUUUUGCUGGCAAAAGAUAUGGAGUCUGUUGGACUGGAUAUCUUUGUAGUAUGAAUUGGUCGGAUGUAUUUCACCUCGUAAGUAAUUAUGAUUUGAACCUACAGUUAAUUAAUCUCCAUUUCUCGACUACAUGGACGUAUGUUUGUAAAACAAGAGCUUGUUUCGCUGAAAUUCUUUUUUACA
Molecule: messenger RNA, 2279 nt
Organism: Coffea eugenioides
Lineage: Eukaryota; Viridiplantae; Streptophyta; Magnoliopsida; Gentianales; Rubiaceae
Product: vacuolar protein-sorting-associated protein 33 homolog
Exons: 22
Coding region: 20-1807 (595 amino acids)
Biological process (GO): vesicle-mediated transport; intracellular protein transport
Cellular component (GO): CORVET complex; vacuole
Source: RefSeq, a predicted model, not a curated record